AUUUAUUUUAUGGUGUCCCACACCUUUCACGGGGACAUAUGUCAUAUGUUUACACUAAAUAAAAUUAUAUUUAUAAUUCGAAUGCAAAUUUAAUUAAUAUAACUACGGACAAAUCUAUUAAUUUUGAUUUACCAUAACUAGGCGCUGAUCACUGAUUACAUGGAUUUUUCACGAUGAGGUCAUAUGAGUUUGUCUUAACUAAAGUGUAGUGUGGAGACUAUUAAUUUGAGUGCUCAAAAUCUUAAGUUGCUUAAAAUGACUUAUCAGGUUUCAGCGUUUCAGCUCAUCUCCUGUGGGGCGUCCAGUUUUUUAUUGUUUAUGUGGCUGCGAAUUUUCGUAAUACGCAGCGGCUUUCGUUAUUCAUUCGUAGUGAUUCCAGGUUAGCCACUACUCUUUGAAAGGUCUCGAAUUCCUAAUUGGAAUAUCACGGAAGUAUUACCUGUAUACCUAGGCAGCCAAAAUCUCAGGUUUGCUUUGUUAAUGUUCAUGUGUGGAUAACACUGCAUGUAUUACUCUAUCCAAGUUACUGUAAUCUCAGUGGUUUGAGCUUGUAUCACUGGAUUUUUUAAUCAAUGAAACCCAGCUUACCGCAUUGCUCUUUAAGCAUUGUUCUUAAUACAGAUAUUUCUGUUGAUGUCACUUUCAUUUGAGACUUUGUACAUGUCGUAAAAAGAGGUCACAUUUUGUACCAUAGUUUGUUUUAGUUAAUAUUUAUUAAAGAGAUUCCAUUUUGAGUUGUUGAAGCAGAUGAUCGAAAAUAUUGUAGAUUACUUACAUUAAGAUCCACGAAGCAGCGUCAUUUUGUCGAAUGCCACAGUAGUUUGUAAAGAACCUAGAAACAUAUUCUAGUAUCGGUCUACGAAAUUCUGGUUAUCUAUGUGAGCCAUGUCAUUGUGUUCUAACAUUUCGGUUGGUCAAGUUAGAAUACUGCCAUGUCUCAGUUUGUCUGCUGGGAUAGUAUUCUCUCUUAAGAACCUUAUAAUGCGUAUCACAUGUUUAUUUGCAAAGUAUACUAUACAAUCGGUCAUAGCCAACGUAGAAUCUGGUAUAUAUCUGGCAGAACAUUGAAAUUAACCAAUAUAUUAUUUUCUCCGUUUGCAACCUCGUAGUAAAUUCCACGGUCACUGAAAUUUUAGUUCCCUCUUUUCUAUACUCUAAAUUUUAAAUUUGCUGAACGGACUAUAUUUCUCAUCAUCUGUAAAUAAUCGACACUUUCAUGACUGAAAAUUUUAAUUCUUGUAAAUAAUCUCUCAUUGUACUUUUAUAGUAAAAAAUCUUGUUCAAAUUUUUACCAGGUUAUUUAGAAAUGUCAGAAGUAAACGAAAGUGAAUGUGAAGAAUUCUUGAACAUUAUUAAGUUGUCUUUGGAGGAAGAUAAAAGUCAUGUUCAUGUUGUUGUGAUCAUCGGAGCCUCUGGUGACUUGGCAAAGAAAAAAACUUAUCCGACUUUAUGGUGGUUGUUCCGUGAUGGUCUUCUGCCCCCUCGAACUUACUUCGUUGGGUUUGCACGGUCUGAUAUUGGUACCCAGGACAUAAGAGCAGAAAGUGAAAAAUUUGCCAAGCUCUCAUCAUCUCCAUGUCAAAAAUAUGAAGAAUUUUGGGACUGUAAUUUUUACUUGAGAGGAGAUUAUACGAAUCCAAAAACAUUUGAAUUACUAAAUAAGUUUAUAGAGUCCAAGUGGGAACAAUCUGUUAAUCGCAUAUUUUAUUAUGCUAUACCACCAUCAGUUUAUAAACCUGUUUCAUCAUCUAUCAAAGAAUAUUGUACUAACAAAAACCCUGAUACGUGGACUCGAUUGAUCAUUGAAAAACCGUUUGGACGAGAUUUAGAGUCAUUUAAUGAAUUGAAUUCUGAAUUAACUAAACUGUUUACAGAAGAACAGAUUUAUCGAAUCGACCAUUAUUUGGGCAAAGAGAUGGUUCAAAAUCUACUAAUUUUACGAUUCUGUAAUCAGGUCUUCAGUCCACUGUGGAAUCGUGAAAAUAUUGAUAAUAUUACAAUAUCAUUUAAAGAACCAUUCGGAACCGAAGGACGUGGUGGGUAUUUUGAUCAAUUCGGAAUUAUUCGUGAUGUUGUUCAGAAUCAUCUUAUUCAAAUUCUUUCGUUGGUAGCAAUGGAAAAACCUAUUUCAGUUAAUGCAGAUGAUAUACGUGAUGAGAAGGUUCGUGUGCUUCGAAGCAUUGAACCUCUAACAAUAGACGACAUUGUAAUUGGACAGUACGUUGCAGAUCCGAAUGCAACAAAUCCACCUGCUUCGUUGUCUUACACGGAUGAUCCAUCAGUUCCUAAAGAUUCCAUAACACCUACUUAUGUAUGUGCUGUGUUAUAUGUGAGAAAUGAUCGUUGGAAGGGUGUUCCAUUCAUUCUCCGGGCAGGGAAAGCACUAAAUGAACGUAAAGCAGAAGUCAGAGUUCAGUUUAAAGAACCUCAUAUUCAUCUUUUCGGUUCAAAAGAAGGUCUACCACGUAAUGAAUUAGUUAUACGUGUACAACCGGACGAAGCAGUUUAUAUUAAAUUGAAUGUGAAAUCUCCUGGUAUGAAAUUUCAAACAGAAGAAACUGAAUUAGACUUAACUUAUGCUCAGCGAUAUAAAGCCAUCAAACUACCCGACGCUUACGAACGAUUGAUUCUCGAUGUAUUCUGUGGAGUUCAGACAAAUUUUGUACGUUCUGAUGAACUACGCGAAGCUUGGCGUAUUUUAACACCGGUAUUAAAAUACUUGGAAGAAAAUAAAAUCAGUCCAUAUCCAUACAUUUAUGGGAGUCGUAAUGGCCCGAAAGAAGCAGAUAUUUUGUGUAAAAAAGCAGGUUUUCAAUACUCUGGUACAUAUGUUUGGAAAUCAGGUUAAAAAAUAUUCAUUCCGUCAAUUUGCGAUAACUCAAUCAAUUAUAUAAAAGAUCCACAUGUUUUAACUUAUUUGAAUGCCUUAGUAAUUAUGAACAGAACAUUCGACUAAUUUGUUUCUUUACAGCCAAUUUGCUUUAAGAUUUUAUUGUAAUAGCACUUUUGUAAUAAUAUUGUCACAACAAACCAUAUACAAAUAUAUAAAUCUGAUUAAUACAUAUAACUCGAAUACAAUAGUAGUUGGUGUUGUUCGGUUAGUUUUAUAAUGCUUAUUGUUUUGGCCCAAUAAACAGCACUUUCAGUCAUUAUUGUA
Messenger RNA from Schistosoma guineensis, 3157 nucleotides. The record is from the annotation of a GenBank genome assembly. Lineage: Eukaryota; Metazoa; Platyhelminthes; Trematoda; Strigeidida; Schistosomatidae.